Gongylonema pulchrum is the source of this 444-nucleotide messenger RNA. The record is from the annotation of a GenBank genome assembly. NCBI's taxonomy places the organism in Eukaryota, Metazoa, Nematoda, Chromadorea, Rhabditida, Gongylonematidae.
AUGUACUUGUACGGAAUCGCUCUGAAUCGAACUCUGGAACUAUCAGGGGAAAGUGCUCUCAGCGAUGGACGAGCAAUCAUUGAAAACACAUACGGCGUUUAUAAUGGUUUUGCUGGUAAAUUUGUGCAGCGCACUGAUGGAGACGAAUAUGCGAGAUAUCAUUUGCUGGGCUUAAACGAUGAUUACGAGCCACGUUCGUAUGUUAAAAUAACGGUUGAUGCUAACUUAUCGACUCUGGAAAAGCUGUACGUUAAUGGAGCAACAACAAUCUGGCGACGUUACGGUGGAAAAGUUCCACCAGCAACACCAAUUUGUGGAUAUGAAGGGCGGUAUUGUCCGCAAACAUUUGGACAACGUUACCUACCGCACCUGAUCGUCGGAUGUUCAUGCAUCCUGGCCAUGAUUCUUAGCGCAGUUUUUUUCAUACUCUAUACAAUCCGGUGA